Rattus norvegicus (Norway rat) is the source of this 2586-nucleotide messenger RNA. It is a transcript of the gene Zbbx, whose product is annotated as zinc finger, B-box domain containing. Gene Ontology annotation, molecular function: zinc ion binding. The record is from RefSeq and is a predicted model, not a curated record. NCBI's taxonomy places the organism in Eukaryota, Metazoa, Chordata, Mammalia, Rodentia, Muridae.
GCGGUAACCAAGGAGACCAAGGCGGAAGCUGCUGGCUGAGGUGGCAGCAGCAGCUGCUGCAAAAAGGGUCGCAGGUUCUUAGGCUUACUGGCAAGAGCUUCUUUCUAAUCGCUAAGUCGUCUUACUGGCCUUACAGAAUUAGAGAAGAAACUUGACUCCAGAAAGAAGUUUUCCAAAGCUACAAUAAUUUAAAGACUUCAAAUAAGAGACAAAUAAUCAUGAAUACCAAAGAUUUUGUAGUUAUUCCCUGGGGGAAACCUGGAAGUUCUGUAAAACUAAAAUAUAAAGGUGUACAGGAGCUGCAAAUGGAGAAAAUUCAGCUAGAACUGGAAAACCAACAGAUGGAAAAGAAGUUACGAGAGUUCCAGUCCACAUGGGACAAAGGGAAGGAAGGCGUUAUGGCAAGUGGAUAUCACUGGAAAUCUGGAAAUGUGAGCAAAUUGCGUAACCCAUCAGGCAGAAUGUCACAAAGUAAAGCGAGUGCUACUAAGCUCUCUGCUGGAAAAGUGAAAUUGAAGUUACUUAAGGAAGAGAUUCAAGCUCCAGCAAAACAACAAGUUAGUUACAAAAUGGCACAUUCUACUGGAAGCGAAAACCCAAAGACUAAAAGAAAAGUUUGUGGACAGUGUGAGAACAAAGCUGCUCUCCUUGUAUGCCUGGAAUGUGGUGAAGACUAUUGUUCAGGCUGCUUUGCUAGAAUGCACCAGAAGGGGGCACUGAAGUUCCACAGAACAACUCUAUUACAGCCAAAAUGUCAAAUCAUAUCCAACGUGUUAGAUGCUGCUCAUCAAUUUAUAAAGGAAGUAAAUCCACCCAAUGAAGGAAAAAAUCCUACAGAAGCAUCCAGUAAAAGUCAGCAGAAACCCAAAGCCCUGCUUCUUCAGAAGAGCUCUGAGGUAGAAACUACAGCCACAGAAGGAGGGAAAGAUGGAAAUCCAAGGUACAAGACCAUGUGGGAAAUGCCUUUUGAUGAAGAAGCAUCUGCUCAGUCCUUCCGAGAAGCCUUAACACAGUGGAGAGCUGGGCAUCAGGAGGACAACAAGGAGGAGGAUGUGCAUGCAAAAAAACCAGUGUUUAUUUUUGUAGAAUCGGUGGAAGAAUGUGAAGUACAAACUAAUUUGAAAAUUUGGGCAGAACCAAUUAAUAUCGAAUUCACAGAAGACAGUCUGUCGUACAUGGAAAAAUUAUGGCUUAAAAAAUACAGAAGAACUCCCCUGGAGCAACUUCAUACCAUGCUACCAAAUACGUUCCCACAUCCGCGUGAAGCCAUUGCAGAGGCGCUGUGCACUCAGAAAGAAAAUGACUCUGAUAGUGAUGUUGAAGAGAUCAAAGUAAAAUAUCCACCCCUUUUUAUGCCAGCAGAGAAAUUGAAAGUAGAAAGACCUCCACCAUCUCUAACAAUAGUAGAACUGGAUAGUACUCAUGGAGCAGAAUUUGAAGACCCAGGGGUUGCUGUGCCUUAUAGAGUUGAAUUGGCUGACUCAGAGAGUCAACUAAGUUCUACAUUUCCGGAUUAUCAGACUUGCUUACCAGGUGAAAAUGAUAUCCAUCACCACCUUAUUUUCAACAAGGGAAAAGCAGACCUCUUAAGUAUGUGUUUGAGAACAAAUUCUGGGCACCACAAGGAUGAGUUAAAAGAGGAGAUUUCAUCUCAAGACAUCAACACAUCAUUGGAAUGCAGUAAACAAAAUGAGAGGUCAAACUUUGAAGAUUCAAAGACUACAAAACCACCACUGUUACGAAAAGUAGCCCUCAGAAGAAAACCUGUAAAUGAACGCUAUCAAGGACCUAAGAAGUUCUUUCCUGCUGAUAAAAAUGAAAGACUAAAUGCCCUCCCAUCAUCAAGCAUAAAAGGCAGUCAUUCAUGUUCUGAGAUAACAUCCACAGUUUCAGAAGACAAGCUGUGGGUCCCUGUGAGCAGCUUAAGUGGGUGUGCUGGUAAUACCGAUGUCUUGAAGGAUCAGCAGAGUGAUGAAAAUCCACUUCCUCAUGUGCAACAGCAAAAGACAGGCCAGAAAUCACAGAGACCAUCAACAGCAAAUAUUCCUGUUUCCAACUCUGAUCAAAAAGACACCAGCUGCCUUUUAUCCUCUUAUAGCCGAUCAAAGAGUGCAGACCCUCAAUUUCCAUCCAGAGCUGCUUCUGAAAUUUCAGAAAUUGAAUACAUUGACGUCACUGAACAGAAUGAGCUUUUCGGAGGCAACACUGUUGAUCAACAAGCUUUAGACACUUUGGAGAAAGAAUUAAAUAUACUGAGAAACCCUGCAGAUCCUUCAGAAGAAUCUCACAGCAUACCCUCAGAACAGUUUCAGGCAUUCAAUGACAAUUUUCUGACUUUAAGUCGGAUGUCCAAAGACCUCCUUGAGAUGCCAUGUGAGAGUGAGCCCUCUGGAACUGAGUCCAGCACUCCUGGAAGAAAUAGUGAAAUGCAGCCUUUGCUGUCACUUGGGGAUUGCAGCACAGAUGAGGAAGAAGAAGAUUUUCUUGACAAGCAGAAUGUCAUUACACUACCAUGGGCAAAGAGGGCUUAACAGUUCAUUACUUUCCAUUCUGUACUCAAAAUAAACCAAACAACUGAGUGAUUAA